AUGCCACAACCGUUUGGCACUUUCGACGUCGCGUGUUUGACGCUCUUCUACGUGUCCGGUAUUGAACAAGAGCGACGUUCUCCUGUCGAAGUAGGGCUGUACGGCUGCCCGUGUGUAUGGCUGCCCGUGUCCACUCUUUGUAGUCGGGGAUUUCCGAGGGGUCGUGGACACUGCCUUUGACGAGGAUCUGGUGCUGGUAGGGGUCCUUGUUAUCGUCUUCGUCAUCGUAUCAUUCAUCAUCGCGGUACAUGAGACCAAGAGCAACAAUCUCUUCAUGGAAAAAACUCUGUAUUGGAUUGAUCCCUGUUGCAGCUCAACCUGCUCAUUGCACUGUUCACGACAACCUUUUCCACCAUUCUUGAGACUAGCAAAGCCCAAUACGAGCAGCUACGCAUCAAAGUGCUCAACGAGUAUUCAUAUUCAUACAUCUGCACCGAGCUCCCCAUCCCGCUCAACUUUUUACCCGGUACACACUCGUCAACAAGACAUUUGGAGGAUAAUUCUGACGUUCCUGUGUAAGUAAUCGAUGAUGCAGGACUGCUUCCCUGCCUGAUGCUGUCCCGCUACAUCCAAGGCCGCGUGGCAAAGCAAGUCGAGCACCUCUCAAACCCACAGGCCCCCAAGAAGCAUGAGAGCGUUCAACUCGUAUGGGCUGCCUAUGCGUAUUGGGUCAUAUUUGGUCUUAUCUUUUUAUCUUACCUGCUCCUUUUUGGGGCUGUGUGGAUGUUGUCUUGGGUGCCAAGGCUGCUGAGACUCCUUCUCUUCUAUGCGAAUCCACCGAAUUGGAGACGCUGCUGUGAGAGACACUGCGAGGAAGGAAAUCAGGACAAGCCGACUGAUGAGGCAUCAAGGGUCGACAAGCAUAAGGACGAUACCGCGCGAAAUAAAUUAUCAUGGGCGACGUUCUCAAAGGCAUGCAGCUGCUCGAAAAAUUGUCCGGGUUUUUGUCUCAUUUCACGACAAGUUGCGACUCUUGUGCUACGAGUGAGCUAUUUGGGCGGGGGGGCAGCGGGGGAGGGGCACAGGUGACUUGAAGCUGAUUUAUGUGGAUGUCAGGAAUGUCUUCCCAAGGUGGAUCGUCUAUCGCUUGAAGAUGCAACAGAAAUGGUCAGGAGCAAAAUCCUGAGCAGCUACGCAAUUCCCGAUAAGGCGGCAGCAGGAGACACGAAGGUAUUUCACGGUGUCAUUUUUGGCUCUUCUGAUAGCUAUGCACUGUGCAGACAAUGAACACACCGUAUGUUCAUCCCCGAUUCGAUGUAUUGGGUGCCGAGAUGCCCGAGUCCCUCGAGGUGCUUCUGAAUAAGAGCAUCUGGGAUCAGGCCGACCAUCAGACCGCGACCAUGGGCGACAUCUCCAAAGGUAAGAACCAUAAAUGA
Vitrella brassicaformis is the source of this 1376-nucleotide messenger RNA. The record is from the annotation of a GenBank genome assembly. Lineage: Eukaryota; Vitrellaceae.